Molecule: messenger RNA, 1618 nt
Organism: Lymnaea stagnalis (great pond snail)
Lineage: Eukaryota; Metazoa; Mollusca; Gastropoda; Lymnaeidae
Source: the annotation of a GenBank genome assembly
GGGAUAAGGUCGCCGGUGGCCCGCUCUGAAAAGAACUUCGAUCCUGGAGCCAAGUACCAUAUCACCAGUAACUCGCCCUACAUCAGGUAGGUACCUGACAAGUGAUGUUGUCGUCUUUCCUUAGAGUGUGUGUGAGUGCAGUUCUGUUAGAGACGCCAGAUCUCUAGCUUUCGGUUUAACAAUAGGGAUCUGUACGGUCACUUAUUCCUUGAGAGAGUUGUUUCCCCGACAACGGUGUUUCCCUGACCACCGUGUUUCCAUGACGACGUUGUUUUCCUGGCAUGUUUUCCCCUGGCAGCAGCGUUUCCAUGACAAUGGUGUUUCUCUGAUAACGGUGUUUCCCCGACGACGGUGUUUCUCUGACAACGGUGUUUCCCUGACAACGGUGUUUCCCUGACAACGGUGUUUCCCUGACAACGGCGUUUCUCUGAUAACGGUGUUUCGCUGAUAACGGUGUUUCCUGUUCAACAGUGUUUCCCUGACAAAAUUGUUUCCCCGCCGAUUGUGGUGCCCUAAAGUCCUGCUAUCAGUAUUGCCUUGAAUUCAGUAGUGUUCUUAUACCAGUGUUGCCUUGGAGAAAGCGGUGCCCUCCAGUCAAUGGCUACCCCGAUAUCAGCGUUGACAUUGAACUUCUUGACCAGUAAAAACAUACGUUAGAAAUAAACCAAACGUUUAGUUUAUAAUAGCUCCAAACUUAACUCACACUUCUCUGUAGCAUUAUUGUAUGCAAUUUAUACUACCCCGUCUCUUCUUUUCUUUUUUCUUUUUUUAUCGAACGCAUUAUGUCUGCUUAUCCGAUUCAUUGUUAUUUCGUCUGACAGCUACUUCGUGAGCUACUUCCAGCAGUUCCAGAUGUUUAAAGCGUUGUGUGACAUCAGCGGAUAUGACGGUCCUCUGCAUGAGUGUGACUUCUACGGCUCGAGGGAAGCUGGCAAAAAACUCAAGUGAGUAAACAUUAAGUUAAAGGGCCUCCGUAAAUAAAUGAUCAAAAUAGGAAAAGGGUGGGUAGAAGGGUGGGUAGGAGGGAACAAAUAAUUAGUUGAAUAUUAAUUUAUUGCACAAUUUUGUAUUUUUUUCUUCUUUUUUUUUUUGGUAUAUAAUCUAAUUUUUUUGACAGUUGUGCAUUUCUUGCUCCCCCCCCCCACCUACCCCAGACACACUCAUCACAAACACACUCACAAAUUAGCGAGUAAAAAAAAAAUCUCACAUGCUUUAAAAAAUGAUUAUACUCCUCUGUAUUCUAAAUAAAUAAAGAUUCAAUUUUUUUUAUAUUUUUUUUUGGUUGGGGAGGGGGGUGGGGUUAAUUUAUUUAUAAAAAAUACUAACAUCAAUUUGCACUCUUUCACUCAAGGCCACCUUAGCCUCUUUUGUGUGUCCACUCUUCUCAAUAUAUUUAUCAUUCAACGUCUGCUCCUACUCCUUCAGACACAUGCUGAGCCAGGGCUCCAGCAUCCCCUGGCAAGAUCAGCUCGAUUACUUGACCGGAAGUAGACAGGUCACAGCGGACGCCAUCUUGCAGUAUUUCAAACCUCUUCACGUCUGGCUUGUUAACGAUAACACAUUGCAUAAAGAAACCAUAGGCUGGGACAGCGCAAAAAUUAACUGGAGUGAUAAAUAA